Molecule: messenger RNA, 5190 nt
Organism: Carcharodon carcharias (great white shark)
Lineage: Eukaryota; Metazoa; Chordata; Chondrichthyes; Lamniformes; Lamnidae
Product: GRB10-interacting GYF protein 2-like
Exons: 35
Coding region: 669-4478 (1269 amino acids)
Molecular function (GO): protein binding
Source: RefSeq, a predicted model, not a curated record
CGGGGGUCACGUGACGCGCUGCGCGGCGGCCAUUUUAGAAUCGGAGAAUCCGCAGCGACAGAGGCGGAGACGGACUUUCCUGCUUCAGCCCAGAUCUAUUUCUUUUAGGUGGUGGUGAGACAUCAGGUCAUCAGAAUAAUUCUGUACAACCAUAUUUUUGGCUGUGUUGCAGCUUGAUUCACGGCUGGAACCCUGUUCUGGCACAAACUAGAAGGGAACGCCGAGUUGAUAACCACAGCUUUCUGAUGCACUAGUCUCUAUGGCUGCCAGCGCUCGACUUCGGGUCAGACGCUGUCCCCACCAAUAUUUGAACUAACAAAUUAACUGCAAAUACACGUAUCAUUCUGGAUAAAUCGAUGUUCCACUCUGUCCAAGAUCGAUAUAUUCUUCCUCGGGUACAGUGGCCGAAACGGCUCAGCAGUACUUCAGCGGUGCUGAGACCAAUUGUAGUGUCCCUACUGCCAUCCUAGGCGACCGUGUAACCAGCUGAGCUACUGGGCGAAACUUGAAGUUAGCCAGAGGGCUUUGUGAACCAUAAAGGGAUUACAACCAGACCAAUUCAUCUCUUGUUAGCCACUCAGAACAACACAUCUUGGGGAGUCUCCAACACCGGUUGUAGGUUGGGGACCUGACCUGUGGUCAAGAGCUGUUCUGUCGAAGAUAACGAAAUGGCAGCAGAGACUCAGACGCUCAACUUUGGACCCGAAUGGCUUCGUGCGUUGUCCAGUGGUGGAAGCAUUGCCUCCCCACCACCUUCACCUGCAUUGCCAAAAUACAAAUUAGCAGAUUAUCGAUAUGGAAGAGAGGAAAUGCUAGCACUUUAUAUGAAAGAUAACAAGGUUCCUGAAGAGUUGUCGGACAAAGAAUUUCUGGCUAUCUUACAAGAUGAGCCGCUCCUGCCCUUAGCGCUUGUACCUCUUACAGAGGAAGAGCAGAGAAAUUUUUCUAUGUCUGUGAACAGCUCUGCAGUGAUGAGGUUGAUGGGGCGGGGAGGAGGAGCCCCAUCAGCAGGGGUUGUCAGAGGCCGAGGCAGUGCGAGGGGCCGAGGUCGAGGACGAGGGGAAAGUGGUUACUACCAAAGAAGUUUCGAAGAUGGUGAAGGGGGGUUUGGUCGUGGGGCACGUGAAAUGCUGAGAAGUCAAAGCUGGGAGGAAAGGGGUGACAGAAGAUUUGAGAAGCCUGGACGUAGAGAUGGAGUACGGGUAGGGUUUGAGGAAGUAGCUCCCACGACACGCAAGCAGGAUUUUGCACGUUCCGACAGCGAGAACUGGCGAGCCAUUCGAGAAGAACAAAAUGGUGAAGAGGAUGAUGGAGGCUGGAGGACAGCUGGAGCAAGAAGAGAAGGUGACAGGUGGCGGCCCCCAAGCCCAGAUGGUCCUCGCUCCGCAGGCUGGAGGGACCACGCUGAUCAGCGGCGGCGGAGGUUUGACUUUGAUUUCCGGGAGCGAGAUGAGGAGCGUACAUACAGGAGGGGCAGGACAGGCAGUGGAAGCUACGAAGACGAGAAGGAUAAUUUACCCGAGUGGUGCCUGGAAGAUGCAGAAGAGGAAAUGGGGACGUUUGAUUCAUCUGGCGCUUUCAUGUCAUUAAAGAAAGGUUCCAAGGAACCGAUACCCGAAGAGCAGGAGCUGGAAUUCAGAGGGGUGGAUGAGUUGGAUGAACGACCGGAAAAUGAAUAUGAUAUGGAAUUUUUUAAGGAGUCUGAUAGGACGGAAAAUGAGGAUGCAGACAGAACCGAUCUGCCAGCAGAGGUGUACAAUGGCAAGAUCUCGCCAUCGUGUUCGUCAUCCUCUCCCUCGGAAUCUCAGGCCCAGGAGGUGUUUCUCGCGGUACCAGAAGAGUGUGAGCCCGUUACACACAGGGCAGAGCCUGACAUGGCGGAUCCUGCGUCAGACACCCAGGGACAGAACAAACCUCCUGCUGAUGAAGCUGUCAAUGUGGGCCAGCCUGCUCAGCUAAGUCCAGCAACAGUGUCCACUUUAUCAUCAUCUUCUCCUUCCUCCUCUCCUCCCUACCCCGGCACCGUUGCUGAAUUCGUGCCGGUGGACAAUGACGAUGACGAAGGAAUGAAACGUUUUGAACAGGAGGCUGAGAAAAUGGUGGCGUCGCUGCAUGACAACUCGCUGGACGACGAGCGGUUUGUGGAGAUGAUGCAGGAUCAGAGGAGCCGAGCUGCUGCUGCCUUACCCCUUUCACAUGAGGCAGCCAUGAAAUGGUUCUACAAGGAUCCGCAGGGAGAAAUCCAAGGUCCGUUUACGACGCAGGAAAUGGCUGAUUGGUUCCAGGCUGGAUAUUUCCCCAUGUCCCUGCUGGUCAAACGAGGUUGUGAUGAGGGCUUCCAGCCUUUGGGAGAUGUGAUUAAAAUGUGGGGAAGAGUGCCUUUUGCUCCUGGACCCUCUCCACCACCAUUGCUGCUUGUCCCUUACUCUGUAAACCACCAACCAAGCAACCAAGAGAACGGACAAGUGGAAUUGUGGUCUCCUCACAGCCCUGCUGAAAAUGCUACUUUGUGUCAGCAGGGCGAUAUGGACCAGGGGAGACUGAAAAAGCAGCGGGAGUUGGCAGCUGCCCUGUAUCAUCAGCUUCAGUACCAGCAAUUUGUACAACUAAUAAACAGCCGGCAGCAGCUUGUGCAGUGUGCGCUACAGCAGAAGGCAAACAUGACACCCCAACAGCAGCAGCAACUUGUGCUGUUCCUACAGCAGAUCCAGGCCCUCAAAUCAAGGUGUGCAGAGCAAAAUUUGAUUCCUGCCAUCAACAGAUCUAUGUCAGUGCCCGAAACGGGGUCUCUCUGGGACCUUCCGACCUCUGCUUCACAGCCCUCAGGGUGCGAAGCAGGUAGCUUGUGGGAUUCAGCAUCUCAGGGUCCGCUACUGGAACAAAUUCAAAAACUAGAGCGAGAGAAAGCUACAAAACUAAAGCAGGAGCGAAGAGACGUAGAACUCAGGAACAAAAGGGAAGAGGAUGACAGAAAACGGCAGGAUGAAAUCCGGUGGCAAGAGGAAGAACGCAAGCGUAGAGAUGAGGAUGAGCUAACUAGGAGGAAGCAGGAGGAGGUGGUCCGAUUUCAGAGGGAGCAACAGGAGGAGGCCGCCCGACGCCAAAGAGAGGAGGAGGAUCGCCGACAAGAGGAAGCCCUGAGGCGACGUGACGAGGAAGAAAGGCGGCAGAUGGAGGACAUCCUCCGAAAGCAGGAGAAAGACCGGCGGCAGCAGGAUGAGACCCGGCGGUGGCUGGAGGAAGAGGAGAGCAGACGCCAGCUGGAGGAAGAGGCCAGGCGCAGGCUCGCUGAGGAGGAGGAACGCAAACGCAAGGAGAUGGAUUUACAGCUUCAGCGGCAGCAGGAGCUGCUGAGACACAGACAGCAGCAGGAAGCACUGAGGCGCUUGCAGCAGCAGCAGUUAGCACACAUAAAGAUCCCAUCUUCCAAUUCAUGGGGGCAGCAGUCCAACUCCGGAGCACCUCUCCAGAAGCUGGAGGAGGAGCGGGAACGGGAGCGACAGCGCAGGGAGGAGCAGUGCCGUCAGCAACAGGAGAUAAUGAAGGCCCUUCAACAGCACCAGCAGCAGAAGUCACCUGGCUGGAACAAUAUCCCCAAGCAGUCAAUGUCUGUCAAAUCACUACUGGAGAUGCAGCAAGAGCUGCAGAAACAGCAACAGCAAAGGGCGCAGGCACGAGCACAUUCCAGUAUACCUAUCAACAACUCAUCAGUGUGGGGAUUGCCCGGUCAGUGGGGGUCUGAUAUGAACAGCAUGUGGAGUGUACAUGAAAGUAAGAACUCUAACAUAAGCCUAUGGGGGGACGAAGCUGUGAAGAGCACGGGCCCUGUGAUCAGGAGCGCAGGGCUGAAGAACAGCAGGAGCAGUCCCUCACUAAGCGACUCGUACGGGAUUCCUACCAGACCGAGUAAAAAGAAGACUGAAGAGGAGGAGAAGUUACUGAAGCUGUUCCAGGGAAUGAACAAAACCCAAGAUGGCUUCACGCAAUGGUGUGAGCAAAUGCUGCAUGUUCUUAACACAGCCAACAACCUGGAUGUCCCCACAUUUGUAUCCUUCCUUAAAGAAGUGGACUCGCCAUACGAGGUGCAUGAUUACAUCCGUGCUUAUCUGGGUGACACCCCGGAGGCCAAAGAGUUUGCCAAGCAGUUCCUGGAGCGUCGUGCCAAACAAAAGGCCAACCAGCAAAGGCAGCAACAGCAACAGUUAACAAAGGAGCUUUUAAGCCUCACCGGGAACCUCGCUCUGCAGCCUGACAGGUUACAGGACUCUAUCUGGGGGAUCAGUUCAAACAGCCUACAGUCACUAUUCCAGGGGAACCACAACAGUGCACAGCAGUCGUCUUAUGAGAGCUCGCAAGCUGGGAAAAAGAAAAAGAAACAAAAGAUGGUGCGGGCUGAUCCGAGUAUUCUGGGCUUUUCUGUGAACGCGUCGUCAGAGCGACUGAACAUGGGAGAAAUAGAGACAAUGGAUGACUUUUAAACAAGGUUUAAAAAAGAGAGAUACCCCUUAAAGCUGCCUUUUAAAUCCUACUCGACCGUACCUGGAACAUGCUUCAUGGCAGGUGGUCACAGUGAUGAAUCCAGGAUCUCUGCUCCCUCUGCUGCCAAGGAGUGUGGAAUUCACUUCAUUUUUUUGGUGAACCCUCUGGGUACUUCUGUUCUUCAUCGGAUGAAGCACCUUAAUAAACAUGCACUUUAUUAGACGUUGUACAGAGACUGAAACUGGAGGUUUUCUUGAAUUUAAAAAAAAAGUUCCUUUUUUUUGGAAAUAUAUCUGCAAAACACUGUUACUGUUUUUUUUUAAAAAGAAAAAAAUGUGUUUUUUUUUGUGUUGGAAAGGAUGUGGAGCCUGAAGAAAUGCACUUACACAGACUGAAUGCAGAACUGGAACUUUUGAUGUGCUAUAGUUUGGACAAUGUGAUUGCGAGUUUGGGUCCCUAAGAAAAGGAGAGAGGGAGAGAGAGAGUAAGAAAGAGAGAGAGAGAGAGACAGGGAAUCCAAGAGUCAGGAGGCCACUUUCUGAGUUUUACUUUGGUUGCGCACACAGCACCAAGCUACAUUGGACUAACCAGAAGAGCACUGCGCAAGUGUGGAUUUUCAGCGUUUACGUGGUGCUUUAUACAAGGAAUGUAAAAAAAAAAAAAUAAUAAAUAAGUAACUUGGACAGGGUGGUUCAAGUGGACUGCUGCGUU